UUUAAAUCGAAAAAUAAAGCUAUUGUUUCAUUAUUUUAUUAUUUCCCUUCUACGUGACUUUACCGAAAGAGCCAAGAAUAGGAACCGUUAUAUAUGUGUGUGUGUGGGUGUUCUUAGAAAUGCCAGUAUGGCAUACCAUCGUAUACCGACACAUUUUGGCCACUGCACACCUCACUACAGUCGUGAAAUGCCUUGUCAUAGACAAGAGCUCCGCAAAUUUACUUUCUAAACUUCACUCCCCCUUCAUUUGAAACAAGUACAAUUUUACUUGCGUGAAACCCACUUGUUUAACCAAGCUAUAUGUCAUUCCCCUUGUGCCACGGUUGGACGGCCACGCUCAUACCCGAUGCUUUGGCGUCCGUAAGCGAAUAGCGUGCAGGUGCCGUGCGCAGGGACCGGGUUAUGUUCGCCCUUGUGAAUGUUUAAUGCACCGUGAGCCUUAUUGCAUUACAUUGGGCGUAUACAAACCGUGACUCACCGGGGCCCCCCUGAGCCUUGUGUGCGUCCUCUCCAAGUGGCGUCUGUGGAGUGACAUUUUGCUGCUGCCGGCCCUGGCCUGGCCUGCUCUUCCGUGGGACUCAUCUGCGACCAGUGCGACGUAUCCCACGCUGUGCCGGGGCUUGCGAGGCACCGCCACUUGGUCUAAUUCCACCGUCACACCGAGCCCGCAGUCAUGCCGAGGCACAAGCGCCUUGCCAUAAACGAGAGUGACGUGAGCAUUGAGGUUGACGCGAAUGAGCAGGGCUCCGACAGCGAGGAGGAGGAUGAUGACGAGAGCGACGCGGAGCAAGGAGACGGAGCCGUCAACGGGGAGCUGCGCAGCAGCGAUAACGAGGACGCUCCCCGUAAUCGACGGAAGCGGCCGCCGCCACGCAAGGACGCGAGGGCCCAGCGCAAGGGCAGGAGAGGGCAGGGUCGCGACAGGGGCAGGGGCAGCAAACCGAGGCAGAGGCGUCAGCAGCAGAGCGACGACGAAGACGACUCGGAGGAAGAGGAGGAGGAGGAGCAGAGCGAGGAUGAGGACAGCACGGGUGGCAAGCAGCGAGGGAAGAAGGGCAGCAAGAAAGAGAAAGGCAAGAAGACAAAUAAAGACGCUUCCAAUGACAGCGGUUCGGAGGGUGAGAUCUCCCUGUCAGCGGAGGAGCUGGAGAAGCUGAUGGAACAGGUGGAAGAGCAAAAGAAGCUCAUCAGCACGCUACGGAACAAACCGUGGCGGAUGAAACGGCGUCUACAAACACUAAGGGAGGCACAGACGUUUGUGGAGAAGUUCGAGGGAGCCCUGGGCAAGGGACGAGGACGGAAACUCUACGCCUACAAGGUGUUAAUGACCAAGAAAUGGAUGAAAUUCAAACGGGAUUUUGAGAAUUUUCGUACGGCUUGCAUUCCUUGGGAGAUGAAGAUCAAGGAGAUUGAGAGUCAUUUUGGCUCAUCGGUUGCAUCCUAUUUCAUCUUCCUGCGCUGGAUGUACGGCAUAAACAUGGUUCUCUUUGGUCUGACCUUUGGCUUGGUUAUGGUGCCCGAGGCAUUGAUGGGCCGACCUUAUGGCAGCAUGCCACGCAAGGCCGUUCCCCGAAACGACUCUGCAACCGCCAUGAACUUUGCCACCCUGUGGAAUUUUAUGGGCCUAGCGCAGUACUCGGUGCUGUUCUGCGGUUAUUAUGACAACCAGCGCCAAGUGGGCUGGCUCAAGUACCGCCUGCCGCUCGCUUACUUCUUAGUGGGGCUCGGCUGCUUCGCCUACAGCUUCAUGGUGCUCAUUCGCACGAUGGCGCGCAAUGUCCAUGAAAGCCAGGGCGGAGAGGGCGACGAUAACUUCAACUUCAGCUGGAAGAUGUUCACCAGCUGGGACUACCUAAUCGGAAACCCGGAGACCGCCGACAGCAAGAUUGCGUCCACCACCACAGUGUUUCGGGAAUCGAUAGUGGAGGAGCAGGAGAAUCGCAAGGAAGAGAAUGUCCAUCUCCAGCGCUUCCUGAGAGUACUGGCCAACUUCCUCAUCGCCUGGUCACUUGCGGGCAGCGGCUACCUGAUCUACUACGUCGUCAAGCGAGCACAAACGUUCUCACGCAAUGGAUGGGACAACUACGGGUGGUGGGAGCGCAAUGAAGUGAACGUGGUCAUGUCGCUCUUGAGCAUGUUUUGCCCGGCGCUCUUUGACAUGAUCGGGGAGUUGGAAAACUACCACCCCCGUAUCGCCCUGCGGUGGCAACUUGCCCGCAUCUUCGCUCUUUUCAUGGGCAACCUGUACACUUUCAUCAUCGCCCUCAUGGACGAAAUCAACAACAAGCUGGUGGAGGAAAGCAAGCUUCGAAAUUCGACUCAAAUGCAAUUCAUCUUGCACCCAUUCUACCCCGUGGUGCUAAACGGCACGCUGGCAGAGAACGCCACGAUGCCCCCGCCCAUACCCAUUGAUCCCAUGGACAUUCCGCGUGGGCCCUGCUGGGAGACCAUGGUGGGGCAGGAGUUUGUGCGACUCACCGUGUCGGACACCCUGACGACUUACGUCACUAUCCUCGUUGGGGAUUUUGGCCGUGCCGUCUUUGUCCGCCUCUUCAACCACUGCUGGUGCUGGGACCUGGAGUACGGCUUUCCCUCUUAUGGAGAGUUCGACAUCAGUGGGAAUGUGCUGGGACUCAUUUUCAACCAGGGCAUGAUCUGGAUGGGCUCUUUCUACGCGCCCUGCCUCCCAGCCAUCAACGUGCUGCGACUUCUGGCCUCCAUGUACCUGCAGUGCUGGGCCGUGAUGAGCAGCAAUGUCCCGCACGAGCGUGUCUUCAAAGCCUCUCGUUCCAACAACUUCUACAUGGCCAUUCUCCUCUUCAUCCUCUUCCUCAGCCUGCUGCCCACAGCGUACACCAUUGUGUCCCUGCCGCCCUCAUUCGACUGCGGCCCCUUUAGUGGGAAAACGCGCAUGUACGAGGUCAUCCAGGAGACCAUUGAGGCCGACUUCCCAGCCUGGUUCAGCACCGUGUUCAGCUACGCGGCCAACCCGGGCCUCAUCCUGCCGCUCAUCCUCCUCAUGGUGCUAGCCCUGUACUACUUACAGGCAGUGUCUCAAUCUUACAAAGAUGCCAACCUGGAGCUCAAGAAGAAACUUCAAAUGCAACGCGACGACGAGAAAAACAAGAAGAGCAAGGCGGCGGGACUCAUGGAAGACUUCGAGGAGGAGCAGACGAACGUGGACGUGAAGAAGGGGUCAGAGGUCGGUGCUGCGACGGGAGCGGGAAAGGGAGGCGGCGAUAAACCGGCGGCGGCGGCGGCGGCGAGCGGAGAGGCGGAGAGGGGAGCCAAGCACGGGCCGGCUGCUCACGAGGGGCCGUCGGCGGCGCAGGGACAGCAGCAGAGUGGACAGGCAGCAGGUGCAGGUGCAGGCAGAGGUCAAAGUCAGCCGAACGGGGCACGAUCCACGCGGGGAGAAUCGGACUUUCCGCAGGGGCCUCCGCAGCCAGGGCGUGGGCGCGGAGGUGGAUCCCGCCACCCUUACCCCCGCUACGCACACCCGCAGUAUCUGUACGGUUACCCGCCCUACGCACACCCAAGCAUGAUGUACCACCCUCCGUGGGGGGGCGGCGGCAUGCUCCCUGGAUAUCCCCGACCUCCACGCGCCAUGAUGAGGGGUGGCCCUACCUAUUGACGGCACUCGUUCGGCGACGCGCGUUCGUUGCUGUGCAGACGCGUCAGAAAACUAAAGCAGAACGGAAGGAGAUAAGAGGUGGCAAAUGUUACAUGGCAAAGUGCGAAAGGCCGAAGUAUUUUUUUGGGGCCAACCACAGUGGUCAUAGUAAUGAUCAUAGUAAUAGCUUCUAAAUGUGGGCAGCUGUGACACGUUUAGAUCCGUUACCGACGGCCACAAGUGUCAUUUGGUGAGCCGGGUCGCUUGUGAUAUGUACGACGGGUGGAGUGGCACGCGCGUGAGACUAACUCUCGCUUGUGUUGACACUUGCUAACGGUGUUUGUACCAGGAAGUCCAGCUUUACACAGGGAGCAGAACAGUGGAAUUAAAAAAAAAACUCAAAAGAAAUUACUCCCGAGCACAGAGGCUCACGUCUACAUCCUUAGCGUAUUCCCAAGCUCACACACACACAAUGAAGUAAUGUUAACUCCGCCACCGUUAGGCACCAAGGUUAAUUUGAUGACGGCCUUCUAGAUCGUCGGAAGUUCCCCCCACAUCCGGCAAAAUAAUUUGGAUUCCACUGGGGUUUCGCACGCUCGCGGUUUUACCCUGCCCAUGGUUUAUACUUUCCGGGUUCUGGAGAUCAGAGUGGAGCCCUGAGGCCCACUACUCCCCUCCAACCACAACCCCAACACUGCACCACUCCCACUCGUCAUCACGAGCUGACCUCGCACACACUACCUCCACAAUUGCCCAAGAUGGCGCCUCACGCCAACCUCACCACAAUUCACUCGAUGCUAGGCACCACACAAACAAUUCACAACGUCCGACAGUAAGCACAAUUCAGUUCUUCACCCCAGUCCACAGCAAAAGGCUUCCACUUUACUUGCACUGCCUCAUCCUUGCCACAGGACGGGCGCUGGGAGGCAGCGUUCUGCCUUCUUUGCUCGGCCCCACCCUGCACCAGCUCUUGCCCUUGAUUUGACCUUGGCCUCGACCUUCACCGUACUCCAGUCUUGACUCAAGGACCCUGGUGUACAGCACAUGAAGCUAAACUUUUAAACUACACGCCGUUAUGCAGGAUUGUAAUCACGCCGUCAAGUUUAUAAGUUCCCAUUGUGCUGUUGAGUCCACUGCUCACCACACACAGCAGCAGUGGGACUAAUUCGGGUGUUGCUGGCAGCUCGGCACCUCCACUCUGGACUGUUGUUGGUGUCUCCAAAUCCUCUGCCUUGUUUGAGCUCUCCUUUUAUAAGCAGCCCCUAUCCAAUGGGAGAGCGGCUCCACCGUAAGCUGUUAACACCUGGCUGGUUUUCUAGUUGUGCUCCAAGUGAGUACUUUACACAUGGUUACAGUCAGUCAGCUGCUUGAUUUGAAAGUCACUUGAUGUAACUGUCGACUAGUUGCCAGACUUGCUCAUUUGCUUACACUCCUCUUCCACUGGCAUCAUCACGGUUGUUCCAAACCAUACUUUUAUUCCAACACAGUGUUUCAAUACGUCUUACGUACAUCACUAUUUCCCACACUUCUUCCCACCAGAAUCCUAUAGUGAUGACUCUUACCCUACCACUAACACCUUUCAUACUAAAUAUCCUAUUCCCUGAACGCCUCCCUCCCAUCUUGGAUGUUCAGCUUCCCCACCAGACCAGACUGACUCAAAUCCCUCAGUCAAUUAUUGUUAUUAUCUCCUUACUCGUCCCACAUCCUUGGUCACCCCAUGGCCCUCUCUUAUUUGUCAUUGCUCAUAUCAACCUCGAUCUGCGUUACACCACCUCCCCUGCCAAUCUCCUCCCUCCCUCAUUUCCCCACUAAACUCUUCUGAUCCCGAACCCCUUCUUCAGCUCGCAUGGCGUGCGCCUCUACCCCAUCAUUACAGUCAUCCUAUAUCCCAAAUAUCGCGGGCGCCACGGUAUCGAGAUGUUAACUACCUCGCCUGGUAUACAGGAGGUCGUGGGUUCGAUCCCGACCCUGACGCCUGUAUUUGGAGUUUGUAUGUUCUCCCCGU
Petromyzon marinus (sea lamprey) is the source of this 5618-nucleotide messenger RNA. The record is from RefSeq and is a predicted model, not a curated record. NCBI's taxonomy places the organism in Eukaryota, Metazoa, Chordata, Hyperoartia, Petromyzontiformes, Petromyzontidae.